GCGUUCAACCUUGUCCGUCCGUCGCAGCUGUUCAGGGAGGGCAUCGCUCUUGGCUGCCAGUCCAAGGUGAUGUUCAUGCUGCUGCGGAUGUAUCGUCUUCCGCGUCGACUUAAGGGGUAUGGCACUUUCUCCGAGCCGCUGCAGGGAGACUCGCGCAUCCUGGGCUCCUGCUUCAAUGAAAAGAAGCCUGGCGUUGUCGUGGGCACGCAGUCUACCAAGCGGCUGGUCAAGGGCUCCAAGUUUCG
Molecule: messenger RNA, 245 nt
Organism: Prorocentrum cordatum
Lineage: Eukaryota; Dinophyceae; Prorocentrales; Prorocentraceae
Source: the annotation of a GenBank genome assembly